AUGAGUACUCUCAAAGUCAAGCUGCGCUUACGUGUCAUGCGACAGAAGAAGGCCGAGGAGGCAGCUCAACACAAGAUUGAGGAGCUCGAGAAGAAAGCCCAGAAGGCAGCGGCUGAGGAAGAAGGGCACCGUCAGCAUGAGCUCGCCAUGCAGAAGCUGGAGGAGCAGCUGAUGACGGUCAUGCCUUUGGUGAAGGAGGCGAACCUCAUCAUUGCAGAGCUGCAGAGGCCUCAGCGCCUGGAGACCAAGAUGCACUGCGAGCUCACGGCGGAGGGCAAGAGCGGGGCGGUGAACGUGGCCGCCGCGGUGAUGCUCAAUGGCGUGAAGCUCUUCGAGUGGAAUCCUGAGACCCUGGAGAACCGAGUCUUCAUCCUGCGGGAGCUCCUGCAGAAGGCGGAGGACGACGGCCUCGAGGCGGUGCAGGACCUGCCCAACGAAGAGGACCCACUCUGGGACCCAAUCGAGGUGGAGCGGCUCGUGGGCGUCGCACAGGUGCUGCUGGAAGGAGUCCUGCUGCAGGUGGAGAACAAGGUGGAUGCAAGGAUUCUGAGCAGCGAGGGCCAGGCUGUUGGAAGCCUGAAAGUGGAGAUCAUUCCCAUCGCGAAGGAUGGCUCCUUGGGGAUUCCAGACGAGGAGGUGGUGGAGGAUCCCGAGGAGUUGUUGGGAUCUUGCAUGAAGUUCCUGGUGUCCGUGCCGGGCGCCGUGGGGCUGCCAGAGGCUUUGGCCAACGACGUGCGGGUGGAGUACAACUACUUCAUCGAUGAGAAGCCGCACCUGCUUCCCACGGUGUCUGGGCACAACGUCAACCCAGAGUUCAAGUACAGCCACACCUUCACGCAGGACUCUGGGAUUUUGCUGCGGAGCCGUGGCCGGAUGGACUGA
Molecule: messenger RNA, 882 nt
Organism: Effrenium voratum
Lineage: Eukaryota; Dinophyceae; Suessiales; Symbiodiniaceae
Source: the annotation of a GenBank genome assembly